Messenger RNA from Oppiella nova, 279 nucleotides. The record is from the annotation of a GenBank genome assembly. Lineage: Eukaryota; Metazoa; Arthropoda; Arachnida; Sarcoptiformes; Oppiidae.
AUGGAUGUUGGUGUGGACGGGCUUCCCGUGGUUGAGAUGGAUGUUGGUGUGGACGGGCUUCCCGUGGUUGAGGCGCCGGUCAAGUUAUUGCUCAGUUGUGCUGUUAUUGAAUUGACCGCAACUAAACCUAAAAUGGUUGAGAUGGAUGUUGGUGUGGACGGGCUUCCCGUGGUUGAGGCGCCGGUCAAGUUAUUGCUCAGUUGUGCUGUUAUUGAAUUGACCGCAACUAGACCUAAAAAGAUUAAAGACAACAAAAUGAGUGACAAAUUUAGCACAUAA